Messenger RNA from Thermothielavioides terrestris NRRL 8126, 1228 nucleotides. RefSeq lists its product as uncharacterized. NCBI's taxonomy places the organism in Eukaryota, Fungi, Ascomycota, Sordariomycetes, Sordariales, Chaetomiaceae. The transcript is spliced from 3 exons. The record is from RefSeq and is a predicted model, not a curated record. The coding region runs from base 55 to 1134 and encodes 359 amino acids.
GGCAUUGCAGCCUCCUCUGGAAAGAAAAGGCCGGCGGUUGUUGUCAAGGAGCAGAUGGGUGAUACCGAGAGAUGGGUGGAGGGGACUGUUGAUGGUGACGGCAGGCGCAAGAGGAGCAAGGCAGGGUUCCUUGCCGCCGAAGCAGCUGGAGGGACCGGGAACAGAAAGUUUGCAUGCCCCUACUUCAAGCGGAACCCAAGAAAGUAUCGGAAGUGGACCUCCUGCCCCGGGCCGGGAUGGGACGAGGUGCACCGGGUCAAGACUCAUCUCUACCGGAGACACCAGCUUCCGAUCCAGUGUCCACGAUGCUGGGAGGUGUUCAAGGCGGACAGCGCACUCCAAUCACAUCUGCAGCAAGACCCUCCAUGUGCCAUGCAGGAAAAGGGCACCCUCUACGAGGGCUUCACCAAGGACCAGGAAAAGAGGCUCCGAAGUCGAAAGAAGACUCAUCCCGGGAUGACCGACGAGGACAAAUGGAGAGAGAUCUUCAUGAUUUUAUUUCCGGAUGACGACCCGAAUUCUGUUCCGUCGCCGUAUUACAGCGAAGCCGAGGACGAAGGGGAAGGUGGGAGCCUGCACGGCGCCGGAGAACUCGAGGACUACGCCACCUUUAUCCGCCGAGAGAUGCCCACGCUGGUGCGGCGAGAGCUGGAAGCCUUGUUUCGCCAUGAGUUCCAGGACAUUGAGGAACGAAUCAGACCGCGCGUCGCUGAAAUCGUGCUCAACCUGCAGCCGAGGCUGCUCAGUCUCUACAAACAAUCGCAGACGCCGCUGAGCGAGUACGGCCCAGAGCAGCCUGGAGUCACUUCCAGUGGUGGCGAGCUAUCCCUUGCCCCACUGCUGUCGGAUGGAUCAUGCGCGGCAACAGGGACCAGCUCGACACCCUCGACCACGCUCAGGGCUGACAAUUGGUUCUCAGAACCCAAAGCUCAGCUCGGAUUACACGGCAGUGGCCUGGAUUCCGACUGGGUCGCCAAUGACGCUGAGCAUUGGGACCUAAUACAAGUCCAAGGGACGGAUAGUAGUCUUGGACUGGACUGGGACUUCGAAUUCGACAACUUGCUCAACCCUGCGUUGUUCAUGCCACCAUCAGAGGAGAUGCAACCAGGAUCCGCGGGCGAGAUGCCAGCCUAGGGUAGGUAACAGUAGGACUAAGCUAGGUACUAUGACUCGAAUCGGGGCGCCUUUGGGCUGCCACAAUGCAGGCAAAUAGAUUUGCACAAAUGGC